Coregonus sp. 'balchen' is the source of this 2360-nucleotide messenger RNA. Lineage: Eukaryota; Metazoa; Chordata; Actinopteri; Salmoniformes; Salmonidae. The record is from the annotation of a GenBank genome assembly.
GUCAAGUAUAUCCAGCCAGGUCACUGUAUUAUCCGCAGGUCACUGUAUUAUACAGCCAGGUCACUGUAUAUCCAGCCAGGUCACUGUAUUACAUCGGCAAAGGUCACUGUUUAUCAGCCAGUCACUGUUUAUCCAGCCAGGUCACUGUAUAUCCAGCCAGGUCACUGUAUUACUCAGCCAGGUCACUGUAUUAUCCAGCCAGGUCACUGUAUUAUCCAGCCAGGUCACUGUAUUAUCCAGCCAGGUCACUGUAUUAUCCAGCCAGGUCACUGUAUUACUCGGCCAGGUCACUGUAUUAUCCAGCCAGGUCACUGUAAUACUCGGCCAGGUCACUGUAUAUCCAGCCAGGUCACUGUAUUACUCGGCCAGGUCACUGUAUUAUCCAGCCAGGUCACUGUAUUACUCGGCCAGGUCACUGUAUUAUCCAGCCAGGUCACUGUAUUAUCCAGCCAGGUCACUGUAUUAUCCAGCCAGGUCACUGUAUUACUCGGCCAGGUCACUGUAUUAUCCAGCCAGGUCACUGUAUUACUCGGCCAGGUCACUGUAUUAUCCAGCCAGGUCACUGUAUUAUCCAGCCAGGUCACUGUAUUACUCGGCCAGGUCACUGUAUUAUCCAGCCAGGUCACUGUAUUAUCCAGCCAGGUCACUGAAUUACUCAGCCAGGUCACUGUAUUAUCCAGCCAGGUCACUGAAUUACUCAGCCAGGUCACUGUAUUAUCCAGCCAGGUCACUGUAUUAUCCAGCCAGGUCACUGUAUUAUCCAACCAGGUCACUGUAUUAUCCAGCCAGGUCACUGUAUUACUCGGCCAGGUCACUGUAUUAUCCAGCCAGGUCACUGUAAUACUCGGCCAGGUCACUGUAUUAUCCAGCCAGGUCACUGUAUUACUCGGCCAGGUCACUGUAUUAUCCAGCCAGGUCACUGUAUUACUCGGCCAGGUCACUGUAUUAUCCAGCCAGGUCACUGUAUUAUCCAGCCAGGUCACUGUAUUAUCCAGCCAGGUCACUGUAUUACUCGCCAGGUCACUGUAUUAUCUAGCCAGGUCACUGUAUUACUCGGCCAGGUCACUGUAUUAUCCAGCCAGGUCACUGUAUUAUCCAGCCAGGUCACUGUAUUACUCGGCCAGGUCACUGUAUUAUCCAGCAAGGUCACUGUAUUAUCCAGCCAGGUCACUGUAUUACUCAGCCAGGUCACUGUAUUACUCGGCCAGGUCACUGUAUUAUCCAGCCAGGUCACUGUAUUACUCGGCCAGGUCACUGUAUUACUCAGCCAGAUCACUGUAUUAUCCAGCCAGGUCACUGUAUUAUCCAGCCAGGUCACUGUAUUAUCCAGCCAGGUCACUGUAUUAUCCAGCCAGGUCACUGUAUUAUCCAGCCAGGUCACUGUAUUACUCGGCAAGGUCACUGUAUUAUCCAGCCAGGUCACUGUAUUACUCAGCCAGGUCACUGUAUUAUCCAGCCAGGUCACUGUAUUAUCCAGCCAGGUCACUGUAUUACUCGGCCAGGUCACUGUAUUAUCCAGCCAGGUCACUCUAUUAUCCAGCCAGGUCACUGUAUUACUCAGCCAGGUCACUGUAUUACUCGGCCAGGUCACUGUAUUAUCCAGCCAGGUCACUGUAUUACUCGGCCAGGUCACUGUAUUACUCGGCCAGGUCACUGUAUUAUCCAGCCAGGUCACUGUAUUACUCAGCCAGGUCACUGUAUUACUCGGCCAGGUCACUGUAUUAUCCAGCCAGGUCACUGUAUUAUCCAGCCAGGUCACUGUAUUACUCAGCCAGGUCACUGUAUUACUCGGCCAGGUCACUGUAUUAUCCAGCCAGGUCACUGUAUUACUCGGCCAGGUCACUGUAUUAUCCAGCCAGGUCACUGUAUUACUCGGCCAGGUCACUGUAUUAUCCAGCCAGGUCACUGUAUUAUCCAGCCAGGUCACUGUAUUACUCAGCCAGGUCACUGUAUUAUCCAGCCAGGUCACUGUAUUUCUCGGCCAGGUCACUGUAUUAUCCAGCCAGGUCACUGUAUUACUCGGCCAGGUCACUGUAUUACUCGGCCAGGUCACUGUAUUAUCCAGCCAGGUCACUGAAUUACUCAGCCAGGUCACUGUAUUAUCCAGCCAGGUCACUGUAUUAUCCAGCCAGGUCACUGUAUUAUCCAGCCAGGUCACUGUAUUACUCGGCCAGGUCACUGUAUUACUCAGCCAGGUCACUGUAUUAUCCAGCCAGGUCACUGUAUUACUCGGCCAGGUCACUGUAUUAUCCAGCCAGGUCACUGUAUUACUCAGCCAGGUCACUGUAUUACUCGGCCAGGCACUGUAUUAUCCAGCCAGGUCACUGUAUUACUCGGCCAGGUCACUGUAUUAUCCAGCC